GGCGCUAGUUGGACCGCGGCAUCGCGUUCGCGAACUUUUGGCAUCAUUGCUGCAGCUGCUCUUGGCUCCCAACCCGCCGACCCUGACCUUCCAGCAGUUGCCAUGCCGCCGCAGAAAGCAAAGAAACUCACGGCGCAGCCAGUGCGCACACGCCACUUCGCCGGAAAACCCGCCGCCGCCGAGGUUGCAGAACGCGGCAGCAGCGACGAAUCCGAAUCGGAGCAAGAAGAGCAGAAACCGAAGCCGUUCGUAAAGCCGAAACCAGCUCCUCUCGCCUCGUCAUUCCCCAAGGCGGCGCUCAAAUCACAGCUCGCAGCGCGGAAGAAGCCCAAAGAAGACCUCAAGCAUCUCGAGGAUGAAUUCGAGACGGAGAGCGAGGGAGAGGAGGCAGGCGAUGGCAGUGGAAGUGGAAGUGGAAGUGGCAGCGGUAGCGGUAGUGGUAGCAGCAGCGACGAGGAAAGCUCGGAAGAGGAGUCAAGCAGUGAGGAAGAAGCACCGAAAAAGCUGAUGCGGCCUGUCUUCCUGAAGAAAGGCCAGCGCGACAAGGUAGCUACGCACGUUAAGACAGCAGAGGAAAUAGCAGCCGAAGAGGAGCAGCGGCGGCAAGAACAGACGCGGGCGCUCGUCCAGGAACAGAUCGAGCAGCGCGCAGCGGCAAAGGCAGCAGGCAAGAAGGACUGGGACGACGAUGUGGAGGAAGCCGACAUUAACGCCGUCGACGACACUGACAACCUCGACCCGGAGGCCGAAUACGCUGCGUGGAGACUCCGCGAAUUCAAACGCAUCAAGCGCGAGCGACUCGCCAUCGAAGAAGCCGAAGCAGAGCGCGCAGAGAUCGAACGGCGGCGGAACCUAACCGAGGCGGAGAGAGACGCGGAAGAUCGCGAAUACCUCGAAAAGCAGAAGGAAGAGCGCGGGGACCGUGGGCAGAUGCAGUUCAUGCAAAAGUACUUUCACAAGGGCGCAUUCUUCCAAGAGGAUCUCGCAGAGCUGGGACUUGACAAGCGCAAUCUCAUGGGCGCGCGGUUCGAGGAUCAGACAGAUCGCCAGGUGCUGCCUGAGUACAUGCAGAUCCGUGAUAUGACAAAGCUGGGCAAGAAGGGCAGGACGCGGUACAGGGACAUGAAGACGGAGGACACGGGCAAAUGGGGUGACUUUGGCGACACAAGGAGGCCGAGAGACAAGGGCGACUACGACCUAGAUGAGCGCUUCCGCUCGGAUGGCUACAGCGGCCGCGACCGCGAUGAAGGCGCAACGGGUGCGAACGCACGACCACUGGGCGAGAGAAAGCGAUUUGGCGAGGACACCAAUCGUGAAAGUAAGCGGCCCAGGGUGGACGACCGAGAUUGAGCAGAGUUUAUCCCGAUGAAUCUCAGGGAAAUAUAUCUCUAGUCAAAAAUCGCCCAGCAUGCCGCUUUUCGAACCAAGCAAUAGCCUGGUCAGGGCUGACUCACGACGCCCGUUGGCUGUUGCAUCUUUGAGCUCAAUAUCAUUCAAAAGAUAUCAGAAGUUUUACUGGGCUAGUGUAGCCAGGCGCUGCAGGGGAUGCCAGUUAUCCACGAGGUGCUAUCUGCGCCACCCGUGCG
This is a messenger RNA of Paraphaeosphaeria sporulosa, 1586 nucleotides long. RefSeq lists its product as uncharacterized. NCBI's taxonomy places the organism in Eukaryota, Fungi, Ascomycota, Dothideomycetes, Pleosporales, Didymosphaeriaceae. The transcript has a single exon. Gene Ontology annotation, cellular component: U2-type spliceosomal complex. Gene Ontology annotation, molecular function: RNA binding. Gene Ontology annotation, biological process: mRNA splicing, via spliceosome. Bases 103 to 1350 code for a protein of 415 amino acids. The record is from RefSeq and is a predicted model, not a curated record.